AUGGCACUCCUGACACCCCAGGGCGUGAAGGAAGUCUUCCAGUUUCAGAGACCCCAAGGGCGGGAGCAUCUUCGGAGGCUCCUGAACUGGGAGGAGUUUGAUGAUCUGAGGGACGCCCGCCAGAGCAUCUUGCUAGACACCCUCUAUGACAGCGUCAUCUUCGCCGUGGGAAAAGGUUUUCCCUGGGUGGAGGUAGUCGAGGUGGUCAAGUUCACGGAAGAACUGCUCAGAGAAACCAAAGGCUGCUCCAUCACCGAGGCCGUGACAAUCCUGGGGAACAAGCUUCGAGACUACCAGAAGCAGUUCAACGUCACCCACCUGCUGGCCCUCUGUGACUACUUCCACAACACCUUCAUUCGCCACUACAAACUCUUCCAGUAUGUCCUGAGCCAGGACCGAGAGGUGAACCUGACGGUCACCCACGUGGAGGUGUGCACACCGCCCCAGCCCCUGCCGCUGGCUGAGGGCACAGACAGGGACGUAUGGAGGCAUGAGCAGCAGGUGGCUGAGCUGAGCGCCGAGGAAGCGCAGAAGCGCACGAACUUGCUGCUGCUGAGGGAGGCUCUGUGCCUGGAGCAGGAGCACAUGCUGCAAAAGGCCCUCAGAGGUGAUGAGGUGGCCUUGACAUCACAGCCCCGCCAGACCCUGAGGAGGGAGGCACUAGAACAUUUGGUCAGUGAAGCCAUCCGUAUCCAGAUCUCGUGUCUCCAGGAACUGCUGCAGUAUGAGAUCCAGGUGGCCUUUGACAUCCUGGACCUGAGGCUGCAGAAGAAGACCCUGAACCUCAACGCUCCUCUGCCCCUGCUGCCCUCCCUCACCGGCCAACUGGCCCUAGAGGACUCUCCUAAGGCCACGAAAGCCAACAAAGGAAAGAAAUCCAAAGCUAAGAAGUAG
Molecule: messenger RNA, 894 nt
Organism: Jaculus jaculus (lesser Egyptian jerboa)
Lineage: Eukaryota; Metazoa; Chordata; Mammalia; Rodentia; Dipodidae
Gene: C12H8orf74
Product: chromosome 12 C8orf74 homolog
Exons: 4
Coding region: 1-894 (297 amino acids)
Source: RefSeq, a predicted model, not a curated record